This is a messenger RNA of Candidula unifasciata, 3243 nucleotides long. NCBI's taxonomy places the organism in Eukaryota, Metazoa, Mollusca, Gastropoda, Stylommatophora, Geomitridae. The record is from the annotation of a GenBank genome assembly.
AUGAGUACUAGUACCAGUGAAGUUUUCACAAUGGAGACGAAUUCAGAUAGGACAGCACUGCUAGGUUUCACACCACAAAAAGUCUGUCACUAUAGCCGUCACUUGCCAUAUUCACAGGAGCUAGAUGUAGAAUCAGUUGCGAUAUUUGCCGACAUUAAAGCAAACCUGAGUCGCUCAAUUCAGUUGAGAGACAUUAAAGUUGGAUGCCGUCAUUGGAUUCUACAAUUGGAAAGGUACAUACUGAUUUAUGGAUACAAGUUUUCCAAGACAGACCAUGUUCACCUUGUCAAAUUGGUGUUUGAGCUGCUUACUAUGCCACUCAAAGAAUAUGCCCUGGUGGAAAAGUUUGCAGUUGUUCUUUCUUUGCUGCUCAAGAAGCGAAGUUUGUUGUCGAGGGAAGACCUGAUCUUGCCAUGGAGACCACUGUACAAAAUAGUUGAAGAGGUUAACAAGAAUGGAGGAGGCUGCAAAGUGUUUCCUAUAAAAUUUGAAAGUAACAUAAAAAGUGCUGUGAGAGCUUGCAACCCAUAUUUUCAUGAGGAUGCCACACAAGAGAUGCUGGAUGAGUGGCGUCCUUGGCUGUGCCCAUUUGAUAUGUUGGUCAUAGGAGGUCUUCAGUGCUUGGAGUUGUUCCUGCCAACUUCCCUGCCUCCAGAGCUUCACCAUAAAGGCUUUAAACUGUGGUUUGAUGAAUUUCUUGACCUGUGGAAAGCAUUCCAUAGUAUGCCAUCAUGGGAAGGGUCACUGGUGAACUUAUUCUCAAGACUGGCACAUGAUAACAUUGGCUACAUUGAUUGGACACCACAUAUCCCAAUGAUCUUCACUCGGCUUCUGCGAAGUUUUUGUCUGCCAGUAGGCGCAAAACAGCUGAUCCCCAAUCGCAACCAAAAUGCAUAUGAAAUUGUGAACACAUCAACCUGGAUUGUGAGCAUGAUGGGUGGUCCUGAUGACUGUGUCCAGGAGCACAUAACAAAGCUGUUCAAGGCACUGCACUCUUUCUAUCACCCAUCUAAUGUUGGCAGAUGGACUAUUCGCCUGGGAUCCUUUCUUCAUAAUCUUCCUAAAAUGUUUGUGAGAAGAUUGCGCAGAGAAAGAUACAAGGCAUUGUCAUGGCUGCCUCCUAUACCAGACUCACACAAACUGACAGAUGCCCAGAUCACUGAGUUUGUUGAGAGCCUAAAAUCAUCUUUAUUUGUGGCCAUGUUCAGCAAGUUUGGCAGUCAGGAAGCUUCCAUGGCCCUGCGAAACCUGGCAACACUGAGGCCAGAGAUUGUUGCCCCUCCUUUGUUAGAAAAAAUGUAUCCUGCCAUGGAAACCCUGAUUGAACCCCACCGAUUGAUUGCCUGCAUGAUCUGCAUUGUUUCUGUUAUUCGACCGAUGCUGACUUCACCCAAGUAUUAUCCAGAGGGCCCUUCCCAUGUGCUUCCAUUGCUCAAACUGUCCCUGCCUGGAAUAGAUGCCAAUGAUUUCAAAAAAACUCUAGUCACCCUUCAGAUGGUGUCAACAUUUGUCACUCUAAUACCCAUUGUGGACUGCAGCGAGGCUAGCUUCACUGUGCAAGGUUUGACAGAGCAUGAAAAAGACCUUUGCUCUGCAACAGCUCAGUUUGAGGACUAUGUUUUAUCUUUUCUUGACAGAAUACAGAAUCUAAUCGAGCACAGCAGCCAGGAAGGCACGUCUGUGGGUGCCAUAGAGAGACAGACCCCAGAACAGUCAGUGUUGGAAGUGGGGCUGGCAUCGACAGUCUCUGCCAUGUUGCAGCAAUGCUCUACACCCAUCUACAUGAGUGCCUUGAAGAAAAUUCGGGAAUUUGUCUUCUCCAAUGUGUUUGAAGUCAAAGUGAGUGGGAAGCUGACAGCCCAUUUGGUCAGGGCAGCUAUCCGAGCAAAACCAGAGAUUGGCCUGAAGAUGUUUAUUCCACAUCUGUGCUCAAACAUUCUGGUCUUCUUACAGGACCAUCCUGGUGCUUAUAAUGAAGAGCAUCUGGAUAACACCUUCUUAUGGAACCUGAUAAUUCUUUCUCAUGCUGUGCGAUGCGAUGGAGCUGCUUUGCUUCCCUACAAGACUCAGUUGCUGGAGGUUCUACAGAGUGUUCUCAAGCUCAAGAGUGUCUUUGGCUUUGAAGUGUCUGGGCAGUUCCUGAAGCACUUUUUACGGGCACUGACACAAAUACACCCACUCAGCCUCAAAAGUGUUGAUGAAGACUUUGACAAGCCCUUCACAGAAUAUAUGCCUAUUAAAGAUUGGGGUAAACCUGGGGAUCUGGAAAACUUGAAUGUUCAGUGGCACAUUCCAUCAUCGGAUGAACUGGACCUGGCACAGGAAAUUGUGGACACUGUCCUGGUACCUGAGCUGGAAUUUUUGCACACUUUCAGUUCUACCCAUGAGAUAUCUAAAGAAGAUUUGUUGCGUCGGUUGAAUAUUGUCGCAGAGCUGCUGCUCGGAGCUGGAAGCUACUUGCCACCAUGGACUGAUGAACAGGUGACUCUAAAGACAAGCCAGGUUCCACUGGUAAAAUUUAGCUGUCAUGUGAAAACUGAUGAUCGAGUUCUGACAGCCAAAGGGAAAAACGUCAGGGCUGCAGUGCACGAUGCCCUGAGUCAUUUACUAAAAUGCAUGAACAUCUCCAGGGAAGAUGACACGAGAAGCUUGUUUCAUAUAGUCAAGAUCUAUGAGGUCAUUAUACAACACUAUGGAGCAGUGAAGAAUGAGUUUGAUGGCCGGUGGAAAAGUUUCCAUGUCGUCAAAUCAGCUUUGGAGAACCAGUUGGUGUCAAAGAAGAGAUACUUGCGGGCAUUACUGAUAGACAGGAUCCAGUUGCAGCAUGAGCUGAGGAUUCUGAAUUCCUCUGUGCAUGGGUUCACUAGUCGACACCAAGUCAUGCUGAAUGAGCUGCUUAGUCUGUCUCUGAGUCGGUAUCGAGAGGUGAGAAAACGAGCCCAGAUGUGCUUACAUCAAGCAUUCAGGUUGUUUAACUACUCUUAUCUGACAUGCCUGCCCCAGAUUGUGGAUCACCUGAAGAACAAGGAUGUGGAGCAGCAUGUUUUCAAGGGCAGCUUGUAUGUGAUACAGAGUGGAGGCAAGACAUGCCUGGCCAACAAACGGGACUGGCAGUCACUGAGCAAACUGUGGCCGGCCAUUGUCCAGGCUCAGCAGUUUGAAAAGCCCUCAAUUCUCAGGGUUAUUGAGGAUAUCAUGAAUAAGGUCUAUAAAGGGCUGGAGACUUUUGCUGUAACAAUCACG